AUGGCGUUGAAUGUUCAUAUUCAACGAAGUCAUGUACGAGUCAAAGGGAAGGAAAAAAUAAUUUGUUGGAGCUUAACGAAAGAGCAACAAGACUCCAACGACUUCAAUUUGAAUUUCAGUGGACUUCAAGAGGAUGUAGAUGAUGAAUAUCUUCAGAUAUGUCUUGAUGAAUAUGGACAUGUCAUUUCUCAGUUGUUCAAACAAGGCCAACGGUCAUCUUUAGUGAAAUUUCUGAAUGAAGAAGAAGUGCAAAAUGUGUUUAACAAUCGCGACAGAAUUCAAGACGAAAUUGGUGGUGAAGAUUUUGAUAUCGAGUAUCAUUCGUUGAAGCCGAAGUUAAAGACGAAUGUCAUUGUUAAUAACAUUCAUGAAGAUUUAGUCGAUAACGAAGACUUUGAACAGUGGUUAAAUUAUUAUGGAGACAUUACACGAUAUGUCCUUCGAGACGUACAAAAGGGGUACCACACCAAAUCACUUCUUGUGAAUUUCAUGAAUGAAAAAGACGCAGAAAAUUUCAUUAAAGACGUGAACGGGAAGGACGUAUUCACGUGCGACAAACCUUUAGAAGCAAAGUUGUGUAAGUCCCCCAAUGAAAUGAAAAGAGAGAAGAAAAAGAAAGAAAUACCACUUGAAUAA
Entamoeba invadens IP1 is the source of this 636-nucleotide messenger RNA. RefSeq lists its product as hypothetical. Lineage: Eukaryota; Evosea; Mastigamoebida; Endamoebidae. The transcript has a single exon. Gene Ontology annotation, molecular function: RNA binding. Bases 1 to 636 code for a protein of 211 amino acids. The record is from RefSeq and is a predicted model, not a curated record.